AUGCCACGAGCAACGUCGGAAAAGUUUGCAAGGCUUCAUCAAGCCGCGGCCAAAUCGAACAAGGCGCCGACGACCCUUCAGGUCGGUGGCUCGAGUAAGGGAUAUCAGACUGCGAGUGGAAGUGGCUCGACCUCAAAGUCCAGUGGAGCUGGAAAUCCGCUGUUCAAUACAGAACGCUUUGGGCAGCACAUCUUGAAGAAUAAAGCAGUAGCUCAAGCCAUCGUGGAAAAGGCAAACCUCAAGCCUACCGACUCGGUGCUAGAAGUUGGGCCAGGAACAGGAAACCUCACCGUCCUGAUACUAGAAAAGGCGAAACAUGUCACAGCCGUCGAGGCUGACCCACGAAUGGCGGCAGAAUUAGUCAAGCGGGUACAGGGAACACCUGAACAACGAAAACUCGAUAUCACUGUUGGCGACUUUGUCAAGGCCGAGCUACCCUUCUUUGAUGUCUGCAUUAGCAAUACUCCAUAUCAGAUUUCUUCCCCUCUUGUGUUUCGCCUAUUGUCCCACCGCCCUCUCCCGCGCGUCGCCAUUCUCAUGUUCCAACGUGAAUUCGCCCUCCGACUAACAGCGACACCCGGCACAGAAUUCUGGUCGCGACUCAGCGCCAACGUUCAGCUAUAUGCCAAAGUCGACCACAUCAUGAAAGUGUCCCGCAACAACUUUAUUCCUCCUCCAAAUGUUGAAUCUUCGGUCGUUCGUAUUACACCGCUCUCGCCCCCACCGCCUGUCAGAUUUGAAGAGUUUGACGGAUUGACGAGGAUACUCUUCACGAGGCGGAACAAGACCUGCCGUGCAAACUUCCAAGCUUCUGGCGUAGAAAAGAUGAUGAAAGACAAUUGGUCUCAGUGGAAGAGGGAGCAGAAAGCUCAAGGGAAAACCAGCAUGGAUGUCGACGAGGAAGACACGAUAGAUGCGAAAGAGGCCAUCGAAGAGAUUCUCACCAAAUCUGGCUUCUCAGAUGCACGACCCGCAAAGAUGACAGUCGACGAUCUCCUAAAAUUGCUUCACGCAUUUCACGCCCGAGGAUUCCAUUUCGCUUAG
Messenger RNA from Serendipita indica DSM 11827, 1044 nucleotides. NCBI's taxonomy places the organism in Eukaryota, Fungi, Basidiomycota, Agaricomycetes, Sebacinales, Serendipitaceae. The record is from the annotation of a GenBank genome assembly.